AUGGCGGGGUUACAGAGGUCCGCCGUGUCAUUCCGGCGACAAGGCUCCUCCGGCUUGGUCUGGGACGACAGAUACUUCAGUGGCGAAUUGACACCGACAAUGCGCCGUCAUGAAGAACAACCUCAACGUGACGCUCUUUUCCUUUCCGGAGAAUUGAGGCCUUCUCGCAACGUUGGAUCCGCCUCCACCUUUGAACGGUCACGAUCUUCCGCCUCCCAUAGAAUAGAGGCUAUAUCCCCGUCACGGUCCCCGAGCGCCGCCAAUCCAUCUUCACCGAAGUUCACUGGCUGCGGCUUCUGCGGCGUCUUUGGCCGACCCAUCGGCGGUGCUCGCCACCACAAAUCCAAGCGUUGA
Messenger RNA from Cucurbita pepo subsp. pepo (vegetable marrow), 354 nucleotides. RefSeq names its product MAPK kinase substrate protein At1g80180-like. The record is from RefSeq and is a predicted model, not a curated record. Lineage: Eukaryota; Viridiplantae; Streptophyta; Magnoliopsida; Cucurbitales; Cucurbitaceae.